Durio zibethinus is the source of this 1771-nucleotide messenger RNA. RefSeq lists its product as uncharacterized. The record is from RefSeq and is a predicted model, not a curated record. NCBI's taxonomy places the organism in Eukaryota, Viridiplantae, Streptophyta, Magnoliopsida, Malvales, Malvaceae.
UUUAACCUUUUUACUCUUUACUUUGAUCACUGGAAAUUCUUUUGCUACGAAAGUAUCCAAUUGAAUUGAUAAAAUACUUGUUUUUUAGGGAUAAUUGAAAUUUGAGAUCUCUAGCAAAAGUUUUCACUGUUUGCUAUCUAUUUAUGGUUCAUCUCAAAUGGCAUCUAUUUGUAUUGUUUAAUCAACUUUAGGAAUAACUGGAAUCAAAUGUGAUAAAAGAGGAACUCUGCUCCUAGAAUCUGAUUCCAAACAAUUUAAUAUAGCUGCCUAUGGCCAAAUUUCCAUGUAUCUUUAGAACUUCUGGAAGGAUUCCCAAGGGAUAUGGGUUUAAAGAGAUUGCUCUUUACUUCAACCCUGUUCCUUAGCCGUUGGAUUGGAAUGUUUCUUGACCCGAAACUAUAUUCCAAAUGGGUGAUCCAGAGGGACAGUUCACAUCUUGUGAAAACAAAUGCAAAUAGGAGAUAAGAUGAAGUGAGAAAUGCUCAAUAAGAAAAAGGGUUGUUCCUUCUGAAAUUUGUUUUUAUGAAUGGAGUCCAUAGCUACAUCCAGGUCAAGCAGGUCUUCUUCAUUUGAGAAAUGGGUGGCGAUUGUCUUGACCAUUCUAGCCGUGGUUUCACCUCUUUAUGUCAACCAGAAGCCGGUUAUUGAACCAGAGCUUGAAGAGCAACCCAUGGACUUGACUUCAUGGUUGCGUCUGCUGCUUGUGCUACUGAUCUUGGCUUUUGCUUUCUCACUGUACUUGAACCAAAGCUAUACGAGGUUUGAUCGUCAUUGGAUUAGGCCAGGCAGGUCUUCUUCUUAUGAGAGACUGGUGGCAAUAGGCUUGAUCGUCUUAGGUGUUCUUUCACCUCUUUAUAUCAACAGGGGAACGGUGAGUGAGCUAGAACCUGAUGAGCAGCCCAUCAACUUUGCUUCUUGGUUGCCUCUACUGCUAUUGAUAUUAAUCUUGGCCAUUGCUUUGUCGCUUUAUUGUGACAAAAGCUUUACUAGAUUUGAUCCUAACUGGAUUCAUAGAGUUGGUGGUUCUUCUGCAGGAAUCUUACUGAUUCUUCUGGUUCUGGCAUUUGUUUUGAAGUGUAAGGCUUCUGGACUGAGCUGAGAAGCUUGGUUGAAGUUGAACUUCUACCAACAGAAAGUGCUUUAUUAAAGAACACAAGCAAUGAAACUUAUGUUUCUGUCUUUGUUAAAGAACACAAGCAAUGGACGUCCUCGAGAUGAAGAUCCUCCGUUUCCUAGUUUCAGAUUUCACACUAUGUCCUUGUAAAAAGCAAGAAUAUACAGUUAACUGUUAAACUGGUGUUUUUCCUGUUCUGUACGAUUGCCAUAAUCCUUGUUAGAUUUAAACUCUUCUUAUUGGGUUUGUUAAGAGAAAAACAGAGCAUUGCACCACAAAGACAAGAGCUCUAUAGUUGAUUAUAUUGAAUGUUUGCAUGACCACAUGAAAAAAUUGGCAGAAACCAUAAUUAUGCCGCGCUGAAUCGAUACAAUAAGCCUUUUGCAAACUAAGAAUGUAUGGUUGGUCCAUUUUCAAUUCUCUAAUACCACAGUAGAAAACUCAACAUUCAAUUUCAACUGAAUUGUUUAGGCAUAUUUCUUUUCUAAAUUGGAAAAGUACACCUGCCACUUACCACAAUCUAGUCUCAAGGUGUGAAUGUUGUUCAACAAUGUCACCUAGUCAGUCACAUAUGUGUAAGAUGCAGACCAUAGAUAAUUUCAUGGAGCAAAUAGGCCUAUCAUCUCACCCUAAAAUUGUGAAUAUAAAGAAUUUUCA